Paramecium sonneborni is the source of this 5147-nucleotide messenger RNA. Lineage: Eukaryota; Ciliophora; Oligohymenophorea; Peniculida; Parameciidae. The record is from the annotation of a GenBank genome assembly.
AUGCUGCCUCAAUUACCAAAAAUAUAAGAUAGGUCAUUUCAAUAUGGUGAUAACCCAUUCUAUGUACCAGAUGAAUAUGAGAUAUUCAAAUUGAAAGAGAAAUCAAAAUUAGCAAGAUCUGAAGAAAGAAUAAAGUUUUCAAAAUUGAAGAUUGAAGAUAAGAGUAAAAAAUAAAAAGGUUUUUUCACUGUAAGAACUAUUGACCGUUUGGGAAGUGAAGAAACAUCUUUUGAUAGAGAAGAAUAAGAUAAGAUGUAUUAAUUAUAUAUGAUUUUAAGUAAUAUAGUAGAAGCUGCUAAUAGUGCAUUAAAAAAUAGAGUUAGAUUAAGAGAACCUAUGCAUUAAUUUUUAGAGAAAAAAAAAGAAAUGUUAUUAUUUUCGAUGCUAAUCGAUUAAAAAAGAGAAAUGAUUGAUGAAUAUGAAAAGUAAGCUAGAUUUCAUAGAAAAGGUUUAGAAUAAAGUGAGCAAUUAAUUGAUGAUGAUAUUGAAAUGUUCAAUAAAUUUUUAGAAGCUAAUAAUAAUAGUUCAAGAGAUGCAAUUAAAGAAGCAGAAAAUGAAACUAGAUUAAAAUAAGAAAAAACUAAUGAGAUUAAAGUUUUAUAAGAACAUAGAACAGAAUUAAUGACUAAAAAUUAAUAAAAAGUUGAUAAUUUAGAAGACAUAAUAAAAUACAAGAAUUUUUUAGACAGAAUAACUCCAAAAGAAUUUAAAAAAUAAAUUAGUAAAAAAUAAAACAAGAAUAAAAAUAAAAAUAAUCUUUAAGAAAAUAAAAUAAGUUCUGAUUUAUAAAAAAUAUUGGAUGAUUCUGAUGAUGAAUUUGAUUCAUAUUUUAAAGAUCCAAAUUAAUUAUUUGAUAUAUUCUAAUAAUUGGAAGAAAGAAAUCUAUUUCUAAUAGCAAAUACAAAAGAAAGAGAGUAAAUGGUUGAAGAAUUGAGAUCAAAGGUAGACUUAAAAAAAAAAUAAUUAGAAGAUAAGAAAUAAAAUGCUAUUUAAAAUAAAUUAGAAUUAGAGAAAUAGAUAAUUACAGUAAAUGAUUAAAUAAAAACUUUAAAAAGUAUAAAGAGUGAUAAUGAGGGAUUUGAAUCUCUUCGUAAUUUAGAAUAAAUGAUUUCUCGAAUGUAUAAAACAGAUCUAAAUCCAGAACCAAGAAAAGAUAUGUCAGGAUUAGAAAUGUUAAGAGAAACAGAAAGAAAGUUAGAAUAAUAUAUUUUAGAAAUAAAAAGAUAUAGAUAGAUAGCACCAGACUUGGUAUUAGAAAAGGAAAAAGGAUGUAUAAGAUUGAAGAAGGAUAAAAUGAAAUAAGAAAAAUAAGAAUAAGAUUUAAUUGAAAUGCAGAAAAAAUAAUAAGAAUAAUAAAAAGAAAUUGUUAUUUAAAAAAGAAAUGGAAGACCAAUUAUGAUAAGAUCAUGGCCACCAAAAGAAGAAAAAGAAGAAUAAAUUGUAACAGAAAUUAGUGAGGAAGAGAAAGAGAGAUUAAAGUAUUUUACAUGAUAAAUAUAUAUUUAUAUAUAUAUAUAUAUAUUCUUUAAUUUAUUAUCAGAAUGAUAUGUCCUUAAUACUUAUUGGAUUCCAUCAAUAAUUGUAAUGAAAGAGUAAUAAAGAGAGCAUAUGAAAGAUUGGAGGGUAAACAAGUACAAACUAAAUUAAAUUAAGAAUCUAGUAGAGGUCUGUUAAUAAUUGAAAUAAUCUCUAAGGACACAAUUAAGUUUACAUAGUGUUUAAGAAAAAAAGACUGACAGUAUAUUACUAUUCAUAUAUUUAUUAGAUAUCAGUUCAUUAGCAUUAUUAUUAUUAGCAUUAUGCAGCUAUAAAUUAAAUGAUUUUAAUUUAAGUCAUCUCAUUUCUUACUUUGGAUGUUCCCAAGAGAUUCCAUCAUAAGAUUCUUAAGAAUUCGAUUAAGUAGAAUGGCGAAAAUUAGAAUUAGAAUGGAUAUCAAUACAAUCUUUAUAGAAAUUGAAUCAGUUAUAAGAAUGCAUACUUAAAAUAGAAACUGUUUAAAAAUAAAUAUAAAAUAGCAAAAACAGAAAAACAUGGGCUUAAUUAGAAAUUAUUUUAGAAUAGAAAAAAUCUUAUUUACAAGAUUAUGUUGAUAAUAAAUAGAGAAUAUUUUAAAUGUAUAAUGAUCAAGAAAAAGCAGCUUUAGCUAAAAAAUUAUAAUCAUUAUUACUAAAAUAAGAGUAGGAUAGAUAUUUUGAAUAAGAAGGUUAUCCAGCUUAUUUAAUAAAUUCUUAAUGGAUUGCUCGUUUUAGUUUAUUUACAAAAUAUUAUGAAUUAACAAGAGAAAAUCCAGAUUAAUUAAAAUAGUUCAUCGCUAAAAAGAAUGUAUAUUUUAAUAAUAUUAUUUAAAAGAAUUCAAUGGAAGAUGAAACCUUUGUAGAAAUUUUUAAAUAAUAUUGCAAUCAUUAAACAUAUGAAGAAUUAGAAAGAAUAUCAAAUUAAACUUAAAAUUCUGGUGAAAUAUAAAUCUGUCCAAUAUUCAAUGAUGAUUUAAUUGAUUUAUACACAUAAUUUGAGAGGGAUCCAUUGAAAGCAAAAAAUUAUUCAAAUUAUGCAUUGAAUAAAUCUAUUAGAGAAAAUUAAAAUUUUAUAUUUGUCAGCAGUUAAAUUUGGAGAUUUUUCUAUGGUUUAUUUGGUGGUAUUGAAAUAAAAAGAAUAAUUUUAUGUAGAAGUAGACAUGCAGUUGAAACUCAUUUAUUUUAAGUUAAAUGUUAAUUAUUUCCACAACAAUAAUAAAGAAUUAUAAAUUUAUAAUUUAAUGGAAAUGAAAGAUUGGAAGAUCUAAUAAAUAAAGUAAAUAGGAUAACUAAUUAAAAAAUAAGGAAUAUUUGGAAAAUAUCAAAAGAAAUUAAUUAGGAUGAAUUAAUGAAAAAUUAAUCUGUAGUUGGUACAAAAUUAAGUAGAGAUAAUAUUUUAGAAGUAUUUUUAGAUAUUAUAUAAGUAAGCUGAAAUAGGACCUGAAGAAAUAUUGUUAUUAGAAUUUGAAUAAGAUUAAUAUAGAUUGGAAAAAAAAGAAAAUUUGUAAACAAUAUUAAUUCCAAAUAAAUGUAUGAGUUGUGGUAGUUAAGAAUCUUAACUCUAUUUAUGUGAAUGUAGAAGUGUUAAAUAUUGUAAUGAAACUUGUUAAGUUAAUGAUUUGAAGAAUCAUUAAGAAGCUUGUAAAAGUAAUACUUUUAUAUAAAUAUUAGAAAUUAUGGAAAAAGAUUCUUUAAUAAAUUAAUUGGCUAAAAAACAUAGAGUGAGACCUCCAGCUAAAAUUGUUAAAAAUUCUGCUAAAGGAAUAUGUGGAUUAACUAAUUUAGGAAACACUUGUUUUAUGAAUUCAAGUUUAUAAUGUUUAAGUAAUGUUACUGAAUUAACUGAAUAUAUGAUAUACAAUACUUAUCUCUAAGAUUUGAAUGAAAAAAAUCCAUUAGGAACAGGAGGGAGAUUAGCUUGCAAUUAUGCUGAAUUAUUAAAAGAACUAUAUGAAUCUACAUCAACAAGUGUGGCACCUUGGAAUGUUAAAAAAAUUAUUGGAUAAUAAGCGCCAUAAUUUAAUGGUUAUAGUUAAUAAGAUUCUUAAGAAUUACUCUCAUAUUUAUUAGAUGGUUUGCAUGAAGAUUUGAAUCGAAUUAAAAAAAAACCAUAUAUUCCAGAUGUAGAAUACAAAGGUUAAAGUGAUUAAGAAUUUGCUGAUAUUUAUUGGGAAAAUCAUAAAAAAAGAAAUGAUUCCAAAAUUAUAGACCUCUUUACUGGAUAAUUUAAAUCAAGGGUAGAAUGUCCUGAAUGUAGCUUUGUAUCAAUAACUUUUGAUCCUUUUGUUACAAUUUCAUUACCUAUUCCUAGUAAAGAAUAUAUUUAAUUUUAAUUUUAUUUAAUAUUUAGAGAUUCUAAUUAGACACCAUUGAAAAUUUAAUAAACUUUGCAAUCAACUUAAACAGCAGGAGAAAUCAUAGAAAUAAUUUCAAAGAUAAAAAAUAUUAAAUCCGAAUAUCUUAAAUUUUAUUCUUUACAAGAUUCAGCCAUAAUUGAUAAUGGUAUAUCAUCAGACUAAACGAUAAAGUAAAUCAAAGAGUCUUAAGCUACUACAUUUUUGUAUGAAGAAUUUGAUGAAAAAAUAGAUAAACCUAUAUCUAAAUAUGAUCCUAAAAUUAAAUCCCCAUUUUAUUAAGUUCUUUGUAAUGUAAGAAAAUUAGAAGAGAAUAGAUUAAAUCAAUAAAAUUACAGAAUAUCUUUUACAAGAAUUUGUUAUGUUGAUAGUCACACAACUUAUUAGGAACUUCAUCUAAUAAUAUAUUAAAUUUUUAGAACUCAUAUAAUUCAAGUGGGUGAUUUGACUUUGAAUUUUAAUCUAAAUAAAGAUUUUGAAUAAUUCUUAAAAAAUAUAAAAAAAUUCAUAUAUAAAGAUUAAAUUGAAGAAUAUCAAGAAUUAUUAAAAUUAAAAGAAAAUAUUUAUUAACUACAAGAUGAUAGUAAUAAACCUUUACCUUUUACAGAUAAAUAAAUAGAUAUAACUGGAAAAUCUAUAAUUUUAAAUGUUUAAUUUAAAUUGCGAGCUGAACUUUUGAAAUUAAAUAAAUGUGUUGAUGCAGAAUUUACACUCUAAGUUCCUAAUUAAAGUUUAUAAUAAGCAAUUACAUUAAAUGAUUGUUUAAGUCAAUUUUGUUAAGAGGAAGUCUUAGGAGCAGGAAAUGAAUGGUAUUGUUCUAAAUGUAAAAAACAUUAAAAAGCAAAGAAAUAAAUGCAAAUAUAUAAAGUAUGAUAUAAUAAAUUUAAAUAGGCACCUUAAAUUAUGAUACUGCAUUUAAAAAGAUUUCGAUCAACAAGAGUAACUUAAUUUUAUGGAACUUAUUCAGUUGGAGGAGUCUCCAAAAUUGUCUAACAUGUAGAUUUUCCUGUUGAAAAUUUUAACAUUUAACCAUUCAUUUUAGAAAAAGUAUUUUUUUUAAUUAAAAAUAAAGGAAUCAUAAUAACCUUAUGUAUAUGACUUAUUUGCAGUAUCAAAUCACUAUGGAGGAAUGGGCGGAGGACAUUAUACAGCCUAUGCAAAGAAUCCUAUGUAUAAUGCUUGGUUUGAUUUUAAUGAUUCAUAAGUCAAGGAAUUAAGAUCUAAUCCAGUAACUGAUGCAGCUUAUGUUUUAUUUUAUAGGAGAAGAAAAGUAAAAUGA